Harmonia axyridis is the source of this 524-nucleotide messenger RNA. It is a transcript of the gene ND-B14, whose product is annotated as NADH dehydrogenase [ubiquinone] 1 alpha subcomplex subunit 6. The transcript has 3 exons. Bases 97 to 459 code for a protein of 120 amino acids. The record is from RefSeq and is a predicted model, not a curated record. Gene Ontology annotation, biological process: response to oxidative stress. NCBI's taxonomy places the organism in Eukaryota, Metazoa, Arthropoda, Insecta, Coleoptera, Coccinellidae.
CAUAAUAAAGUUCUAACAACUGCAUAAAUUUUAGGUUAUACUUAUGCAUUACAUAAACUAAGUAUCUAUAACAUUUAUUUUCAACAUUAAUUAACUAUGGCUUCUCAAGCAGUUAAAACAGGUUUCAAAAAUGUAAAACCAAUUCUAUCGGUCGAUAAAGAUGAAGCUAAAAAGAGAGUUUUGAAUUUAUACAGAGCUUGGUAUAGACAACUUCCAUAUAUAGUAAAAAAAUACGACAUUCCAAAAACUGAAGAGCAUUGUCGUAUAAAGCUACGAUCAGAAUUCAUGAAACACAAAGAUGUUAAAGAUAUACGGAUAGUGGAUAUGUUGGUUAUAAAGGGACAAAUGGAACUGAAAGAAACUGUGAAUAUUUGGAAGCAAAAAGGCCACAUUAUGGCAUAUUUUCAAGAUACCAUUGAACCAAAGCCAAAAGAUUUCUUGUCAAAGUUUUUAUCUUGAAAACUUAUUGUGAAUUCACUAGAAAAAAGGUUUGAAGUAGAAUAAAUAAUAUUCAGAGAAUUUGA